Molecule: messenger RNA, 2265 nt
Organism: Pan troglodytes (chimpanzee)
Lineage: Eukaryota; Metazoa; Chordata; Mammalia; Primates; Hominidae
Gene: FOXB2
Product: forkhead box B2
Exons: 1
Coding region: 32-1330 (432 amino acids)
Biological process (GO): cell differentiation; regulation of transcription by RNA polymerase II; anatomical structure morphogenesis
Molecular function (GO): DNA-binding transcription factor activity, RNA polymerase II-specific; RNA polymerase II cis-regulatory region sequence-specific DNA binding
Source: RefSeq, a predicted model, not a curated record
CGGGCGGAGGGCGGUGGAGGAGCCGGGGGCGAUGCCGCGGCCGGGGAAGAGCUCGUACAGCGACCAAAAACCGCCCUACUCUUACAUCUCGCUGACCGCCAUGGCAAUCCAGCACUCGGCCGAGAAGAUGCUGCCGCUGAGCGACAUCUACAAGUUCAUCAUGGAGCGCUUCCCCUACUACCGCGAGCACACACAGCGCUGGCAGAACAGCCUGCGCCACAACCUCUCCUUCAACGACUGCUUCAUCAAGAUUCCGCGGAGGCCCGACCAGCCUGGCAAGGGUAGCUUCUGGGCGCUGCACCCCGACUGCGGGGACAUGUUCGAGAACGGCAGCUUCCUGCGGCGUCGCAAGCGCUUCAAGGUGCUGCGCGCCGACCAUACUCACUUGCACGCGGGAAGCACCAAGGGCGCGCCGGGCGCCGGUCCGGGAGGGCACCUUCACCCCCAUCACCACCACCACCCCCACCACCACCAUCAUCACCACGCUGCCGCACACCACCACCAUCACCACCACCCACCCCAGCCGCCGCCGCCGCCGCCCCCGCCGCCGCCGCACAUGGUACACUAUUUCCAUCAGCAACCGCCUACUGCUCCGCAGCCGCCUCCGCACCUCCCGUCACAGCCCCCGCAGCAACCGCCCCAGCAGUCGCAGCCUCAGCAGCCGUCUCACCCCGGCAAGAUGCAGGAGGCGGCGGCCGUGGCGGCGGCGGCGGCGGCUGCCGCGGCAGCCGCGGUGGGCAGCGUGGGACGCCUGUCUCAGUUCCCACCCUACGGGCUGGGCUCGGCCGCCGCCGCCGCCGCCGCGGCCGCGGCGUCCACAUCAGGCUUCAAGCACCCCUUUGCCAUUGAGAACAUUAUUGGCCGGGACUACAAGGGCGUGCUGCAGGCUGGAGGGCUGCCCUUGGCGUCCGUCAUGCACCACCUGGGCUACCCCGUGCCCGGCCAGCUUGGCAACGUCGUCAGCUCCGUGUGGCCGCACGUUGGCGUCAUGGAUUCGGUGGCCGCCGCCGCGGCCGCCGCAGCCGCAGCCGGAGUCCCUGUAGGCCCGGAGUAUGGGGCCUUCGGGGUCCCGGUCAAGUCCCUGUGCCACUCGGCAAGCCAGAGCCUGCCUGCCAUGCCGGUGCCCAUCAAGCCCACGCCUGCGCUGCCGCCCGUGUCCGCGCUGCAGCCGGGGCUCACUGUCCCCGCGGCUUCGCAGCAGCCUCCGGCGCCAUCCACCGUGUGCUCCGCGGCCGCGGCCUCGCCCGUUGCCUCUCUGCUGGAGCCCACAGCCCCUACCGCGGCCGAAAGCAAGGGCGGCUCCUUGCACUCGGUGCUAGUGCACUCCUAGGGGACCCGGCGGGCGUGGGGAGACCAGCACGGUGAGAGACGCCGGGCCCGGAACCGCCCAAACCACCCGACGGGGAGAGGGCGCCCUGGUCAGGCCGGGCAGAGCUGGCGAGUCUCAGCCUUUGCUGGAACGGAAGGUAUUUAAAUAGACGAACAACCCCGAAAAGUGGAUUCUCCAGUGGUCUGAAUAAAUAUAACCUUCCUGGUGUCUGUGUUUAUACUAUGUUGUACAAUCAGAUUAAUGAAAGCCAAUUUUCAGGUAAGAGUUUCUAUUGUAAUUAAUAUAAAUCGAUAAGUUAUGGGGGGAGGGAACGAAGGAGGUUAGGAAAGCCUCAUUCUCUGGUAAAUUGGAAGUCGAUUCUGACCCUAAUUCCUGGGAGCAGAAGCUGGCAGAGCUAAACCUCCCGCGAAGAAUCCAACAGAGAGUGACGCUGAAACGGAUCUCAGCCACCACGUUUCUCUCUGCUGGUCGCAUCCUCGGCGGUCGCCUCUCGUGAACAUUCAAGACAAAACUGCCGUCCACUAAGGAAAUUUCGUUUUAUUUAAGAAGGAAAAGAAGAAGCGUUUGAUACCGUUAUUUUCCUAGUCAGCUAAAUGGGCAAGGAAACGGUGUCAUGAAUAAAGUCGCUUUGGAGGGGGAAGGGGAGGAGAGGAGGCAGCGGGAACCCCACGAAAUAUCUUUGGGAAACAGCUAAGGUUCUUGGCUCUGACCUGGGGGUCAAGAAGGAUAGGAGGAACCUCUAGAGCAAUUAGUUUGCACAAAAGAGAAUGGCAGCAGCUUAAAGGGUAAAGCCCCAAAUUCCAAAAGUAGGGAAACACAACCAAAGGGAGACAAUACAGGCGACUUUCCACCUGCAACUUGUUUGGGUAUCAGUCGGAUGAGAGCCCAAGAAUAAUGUGAAUUCCCACGAUCCUUUCUAUUUGGAAUUUUAAGGA